This is a messenger RNA of Penicillium longicatenatum, 711 nucleotides long. RefSeq names its product putative DNA repair protein Dds20/Mei5. Gene Ontology annotation, biological process: DNA recombination. The record is from RefSeq and is a predicted model, not a curated record. The coding region runs from base 1 to 711 and encodes 236 amino acids. The transcript is spliced from 2 exons. Lineage: Eukaryota; Fungi; Ascomycota; Eurotiomycetes; Eurotiales; Aspergillaceae.
AUGGAUCACAAUUCCCGUAAGCGUCGUCGUCUUGACGCUGCUGCUACACUCUCAAAGCCAUUCAAGUCUCCACUGCGCAGACCCCUCUCCACAGAGUUCAAUUCGCCAACUUUGACGUCAGGCUCAACCACUCAGCAUGCAACUCAACCAGCCUCUCCAGUCCAGACCAAACAAAACCAAGAGAAAGCUGCAACUACACCGAAGUUCUCACCAGUUGUCCGCCGUCAGAUUCCAGGAUUCAUCGGCCCGACUACGCCAACGCGAUCCGCCGACCCAGAACUCUUAGACUUACAGAAACAGCAAGUCUCUCUCCAAUCACGAAUGUCCGCUCUACGCAAGGACCGAGACACGGUCCACCAAGCGCUCCGAAUUGAAUCGACCAGCAAAGACACAGAGCUUGAAGCCUUGAUCCUCAAAUGGCGUCGUGCGGGUCAGGACGCUGCCGACGAUGUAUAUGCUAACGCUCAAGAACGUGUGACCAGGAUGGGUGGGAUGGCAGCCUGGAUGGAGCGCAGCAGACGUGAUGCCGUGCGAUGGGACAACGAGGAACCACAGGCGCAUGAGUCGGACCGGAAGAGUAAUUCAAGCCACCAAGAAAAGGAGAUGCCGGACGUGGAAUUCACGAUGGGAUUUAUGCUCAAGACCCUCAACAUCGAGCCUAAGACGAUCGGGUACGACCCCGCGACGGGCAAAUGGAUCCGGGAGGUUUAG